Penaeus monodon (black tiger shrimp) is the source of this 1448-nucleotide messenger RNA. RefSeq names its product C2 domain-containing protein 5-like. Gene Ontology annotation, molecular function: calcium-dependent phospholipid binding; calcium ion binding. Gene Ontology annotation, biological process: positive regulation of D-glucose transmembrane transport; positive regulation of vesicle fusion; positive regulation of protein targeting to membrane. The transcript has 6 exons. NCBI's taxonomy places the organism in Eukaryota, Metazoa, Arthropoda, Malacostraca, Decapoda, Penaeidae. The record is from RefSeq and is a predicted model, not a curated record. Bases 147 to 1448 code for a protein of 433 amino acids. Gene Ontology annotation, cellular component: plasma membrane.
AUUCACCGUGCAGACGACACCGAUGUUUUGAUGGAAACCUAAGCAAGGAUUUCGUGAUAUAUAUAUAAAAAAAAACAUUACGCCAUUCUUAUACAACGACUUUACACAACAAAACUGUAUGCAUUCUGGCAAUUCUAGAUUAAAAGAUGCCAGGGAAGGUUAAAGUCCGAGUGGUGGCAGGCCGAAACCUGCCUGUUAUGGACCGCUCAUCAGACACAACAGAUGCUUAUGUGGAAGUAAAGCUGGGAGCUGUCACCUACAAGACGGAAGUCUACAGAAAAAGCCUGAAUCCACAGUGGAAUUCAGAGUGGUUUCGGUUUGAGGUGGAUGACCAAGAACUCCAGGAUGAGCCCCUUCAGGUUCGCCUGAUGGACCAUGACACUUACUCAGCCAACGAUGCUAUCGGCAAAGUGUAUGUGGAUCUGAACCCUCUGCUCCUGCCACCUCCAAGCCCCCCACACUCUCAGCGACACCAGCAGGAUCCUUCCCAACCAGUUGAUCUUUUUAUUUUAGAUCCAGAAAUUCCUGCUGGUUAUAGAUGCCAGAAUAUUGUUGGCUUUGUAGAAGAACUUGUUGUAAACGACGAUCCAGAGUACCAGUGGAUUGACAAAAUCCGAACGCCCAGAGCAAGCAACGAAGCACGACAGACGCUAUUUUUCAAGCUUUCCGGAGAGCUACAGAGACGCAUUGGGCUCAAAGUGUUGGAACUUGGUGGGAAUGCUGUGAUUGGUUACAGACAGUGCUUUGAUCUUGAAGGAGAAACUGGUAUUGUUGUACGUGGUCUUGGGUCUGCAGUGACUCUUGUUCGUCUGCACUAUGACUCUGGCACUGCUGGUGGAACAACUCAUUCUCCAUCACCACUACGGGAGAUCACUGCUCAGAGAGAUUUGGAUGAUGAGAUUGUACUAGAGAAUAUGUAUGUUGUUGUUCCGAACUCUGAUAAACCUAUGCCUAUUUCUGUUGUUCACAUUCCUAAUAAAUUGUCAUCAUCUUCCCCAAGUCCUUGGACCAGCCCACACUCAGUUUUAGGAUGCAGCCCAACAUAUUCACCUCAUAACCCAUCCUAUCAUCCAUCACAGUGGCUUGACCUUAUGGUUAGCCCAGUGGCAGAUCAUUCCAAGCAUCUGCCAGGCCAGUUAGCUCUGACAAGUGCCAAACGCAUGAUUCGUGGUCUUCCCUUAGUGAGACGUAAGAGAAGUUCCACAAUCACUCAGCACCCCCCAGUUUACUUGCAGCGAAAUUCAUCCCUACCACAUGCAAACUGCUCUAGAAGCUUUGGCUGUCGCAGACCUCACAAGACGAGAGGGCCCUGGCCAAUGCAUGGUUUUCAACACAGACAGCAACCUAUGUCUCCUACCUGGACAGGUGUGCGACCAAAUAGUAUAGAGUCUCUGAGAGCUGGGCUUCGCAAGGACAGCUCAGAAAGUUAUGAGGCUUCGAGGACUUGA